AUGGCCAGUGUAAGCCCCACCAGCUCUCCGCUCGAGAAACCUGAGGGAGAGGCCAUCGUAGACGCCUUGGGUCCUGUACUUUACCAAGGAGUGGGUGCAAGCAUCUAUGCACACAUCACCCGCCCUGGCAAAGUUAUUAAAGAGGUGUCGAUUUACGGUCUUCAGGAAGCAAAGCUUAAAGCUUUGAGGAUGUCGUUCCAGGACCUUGCGCGCAUCCAUCACCCAAACAUCGUGCACUCCGAGUUCCCCAUAGAACACGAUGGAUACUUAUACGUGCAGAUGGACCGCUACUGCACAUCUCUUGAGACUAUGAUACGUACUUCCAGGCUAAGAAGACUGCAAUUUUCGAAGUCACAAAUACUUACAAUUGUUACCCAAGUCUCUGCCGCUCUCGCAUACCUCCACAGUGCGCAUAAGGACAGAGAAUCUCUGUCAGCUAUAGUACACGGAAGAGUUCAGCCUGCUAAUAUCCUUGUCAACGAAGAUGGAAGACAGUUUGCUCUCUCCAAUGCGGGCGUUCAUAGAAGCAGGCAGAAGUUUAGCAAUACAGUAUACACGGCGCCAGAGAUAUUACUAGAUGCUGACCUUACGCCUGCAGCUGAUAUGUGGAGUCUUGGGGUCAUUCUGUAUGAGCUCGCAACAAAGAACAGACCUGAGUUUAUAAGUGGCUGUAUGCUCGAAUGUGGCUUCGCUGAAGGAUGGGUACCAGACUUAAGUAGUGUCGAGGAUGUAUUACUUAAUAAUAUCAUCCGACGCCUACUUAUCUUUGAUCCAAUCAGUAGAAUGUCUUCAUCUGAGCUAUCAUCCAUUCUACAGGAUAGCCAAUCACUAGCUGAUAUAGAGAACUACUUUCGCCUAGAUAUUCUUGAAAGAGACGUCGUGCAACUGGCUUUGGAAAUAUCCAUGCUGCAUAGUGUUAUAGAAAAAAGGCAGCUCCUACCAAGAAGCGAUGGCCUCACGACAUUAAUGUGUGCAGCUCGCUCCGGAAAUGUUGACGUCAUAAAACAAUUAAUCGAUACUGGUGAGGGAGUCCGUGCUCAAGAUGCAGCGGGGUUAACAGCACUAAUGCAUGCAACUGUUAAAAAGCAGUAUGAUGCUAUCAAGGUCCUUGUUGCAUUUGAACAUGGUAUCUAUGAUAAUGGUGGUCAAACAGCCUUGAUGCACGCUGCUCAGAUGAACGAUCCUCAGGCCAUUCACCUAUUGGCACAAUACGAGGCAGGGAUGAAAACCAAGAGACUGAACUCCUUGGCAGGAAUUUCUGUCAAGUCUAGAACAGCACUCAUGGGUGCCGCGGCACAAGGAUUCACACGAGCAGUUGAAGCGCUUCUUCAGUACGAAGGGGGACUUCGUGAUGAGCUUCAUCAGACAGCGCUCAUGUAUGCUGCUAGCCAAAAUCAUCUUGAAGCGGUGCAGCUCCUAGCUUCUCGUGAGGGAGGGUUACAAGAUAGUAUGAGCCAAACAGCUCUCAUCUUGGCUGUACAACGUGGAAACGUGAAUGUUGUUCCCUUCUUGCUUUGCGAAGUGGGCAUGAAGAAUAACAUGGGCUAUAGUGCGCUUAUGAUUGCAGCGAACGAAGGCCAGUUUGACAUCGUGCAGCUUCUUGUUGAGCAUGAAAAGGGGAUGCGGAGCUUGACGCAAAGCACUGCGCUUAUCAGUGCUGCAUACAAUAACCACUCUCAGAUUGUGGAACUCCUUAUACCCUACGAGUCUCGAAUGCAGAAUCGUCAUGGUCUUACAGCACUGAUGGAGGCAGCUAAGCACGGGUACAUUGAUGUAGUAAGGAUACUUGUGGAUCAUGAGAAAGGAGUUAAAGAUAAUCUAGGGCGGACAGCGCGUACUAUGGCUCUUAAGUUUGGACACUCAGAGAUUGCAGACUUUCUCUCUCAAUAUCCAGAAGAGCAAUGUACUCUCCUGUGA
Giardia duodenalis is the source of this 1917-nucleotide messenger RNA. RefSeq names its product Kinase, NEK. Gene Ontology annotation, biological process: protein phosphorylation. Gene Ontology annotation, molecular function: ATP binding; protein binding; protein kinase activity. NCBI's taxonomy places the organism in Eukaryota, Fornicata, Diplomonadida, Hexamitidae. The coding region runs from base 1 to 1917 and encodes 638 amino acids. The transcript has a single exon. The record is from RefSeq and is a predicted model, not a curated record.